Messenger RNA from Cuscuta europaea, 1573 nucleotides. Lineage: Eukaryota; Viridiplantae; Streptophyta; Magnoliopsida; Solanales; Convolvulaceae. The record is from the annotation of a GenBank genome assembly.
GCAAGUUGAUCACUAAAUUGGCCCUUUGUUACGUAUCAUCUCACCAUCCCCCGCUUCUCCCGAUCGCAUCAUCAAUCAAUCACAAACCUGGCCUACCAGUGACAAAUUUCCAAGAAUUCGAGUAUAUAUUUUCAGAGUCCUCAACAGAUUUGAAGUCUCACACACACUGCAUUCUUUUGCCCUUUCACUCAAAAGAUUGCAAGAUUCUCUUCAAGCAAACAAAUAGGGAAAAAUGGAGUGCGACGGAAUUCUCUUGGGGAUGGGUAACCCACUCCUAGACAUUUCUGCUGUCGUCGACCAUGAAUUCUUGAAGAAGUACGAUGUCAAGCUGAACAAUGCAAUUCUUGCCGAUGAAAAGCACUUGCCUAUGUAUGAAGAAAUGACAUCUAAGUACAAUGUUGAUUACAUUGCUGGAGGUGCAACUCAGAAUUCAAUCAGGGUUGCUCAGUGGAUGCUUCAAAAACCGGGUGCCACCAGUUUCAUGGGUUGUAUCGGAAAGGACAAGUUUGGGGAAGAGAUGAAGAAAAAUGCAAAAGAAGCUGGUGUUAAGGUUCACUAUUAUGAGCAUGAGACUACGGCAACAGGUACUUGUGCUGUUUGUGUGCAUGAUGGUGAGAGGUCUCUCAUAGCCAACUUGUCUGCUGCAAAUUGCUACAAGUCUGAACAUUUGAAGAGACCUGAAAAUUGGGCUUUGGUUGAGAAGGCCAAGUACUACUACAUUGCUGGAUUCUUCCUUACUGUUUCCCCGGAAUCCAUUAUGCUUGUUGCUGAGCAUGCAGCUGCCAACAACAAGUUGUUCAUGAUGAACCUUUCUGCACCAUUUAUUUGUGAGUUUUUCCGGGAAGUACAAGAGAAGGCAUUGCCGUAUGUGGACUAUAUCUUUGGAAAUGAGACAGAGGCAAGAACCUUUUCUAAAGUUCAUGGUUGGGAGCAGACUGAUAAUGUUGAAGAAAUUGCACUGAAAAUCUCACAGUGGGCUAAGGCAUCAGGAACACACAAGAGGAUCACUGUCAUCACUCAGGGUGCAGAUCCUGUUGUCGUAGCAGAGGACGGGAAAGUGAAGCUGUAUCCUGUGAUAACUUUGCCGAAGGAGAAACUUGUUGACACUAAUGGUGCAGGUGAUGCAUUUGUGGGAGGAUUCAUCUCACAGUUGGUCCAGGAAAAGCCGAUUGCAGAAUGCAUUAAAGCGGGUUGCUAUGCAGCAAACGUUAUCAUCCAGAGGCCUGGCUGCACCUACCCUGAGAAGCCUGACUUUGAGUAAAGGCGGCUAUUCAUUCUCUUGAUGGCUGGCACCAGCUUUUAUUUAUUUAUUUAUUUAUAUAAUUAUUGAGAUAGAUUCUUGGAGUGCGAUUCAUUGGAGACCUUAUUUUUCAUUUCACAAACGAGAACAAGCCAGCUCUCAAUUCUCAUUCAAUAAAUUCUACUGUUGUAUGUUUAAUGUUCAAAGGAGGCAUAUUUUGGAUAAUCUACACGAGGCUCUAUAUUUCUUGUCCAUGGCAUACUUUUAUUAUUCAAUUACCUCGGUGAUUAUAUCAUACUGGUAACUAGUGAUACUAUAAUAAAUGAACCUGGU